AUGUCAUCUGAAUCUACAGAGAACCUGCCUGAGAAAUCAGACGUGAUUAAUGUUCCAGCCGAGUCGAUCACAGGAGAAACAGUUACCGGAGAAACAAAAAGAAGCGAUGUGAAAGCCCAGCCAACAGUUCCACAAAGUUUGUCAGCGAUAAAACUUAAGGAAGAAGAAAUGUUGAAGCGCAUCGCCGAAAUGGAGACAAAGAAAGCUGAAAUCAUGGCUCGUAUACAAGAAAUGGAAGAAAUUGGUGUAAAAACAGAGAAACUCAGACAGGAAAAGCUAGAAAAAAUAGCGAAAGCACAAGAGAGAGAGGCUUUAUUGAAAACAGAAAACGAGAAGUUAGGUCUUCGAAAACCGAGAAAUGCUGAGGAAGAAGUGAUUUUUAAGCGAAUAGUAGAGCUGGAAAGCCGUAAAAAGGCUAUCCUUGAUCGUAUCGAAGACAUCGAACGAGUCAAAUCCAAAGGUUUGGAGUAUAAGGAGCGUGCAGAGAAACUACGUCAAAAGUUAGAAGAGAAACGUCAAAAACAAAUAGAUGAGCAACAGAAGGAAACUCAAAGCAUUUCCGUCACUACUGAUAACACAGAUAAUCGGAUGGUCAAUGUUGAAGAAGCUGUAAGAUCUAUGAAUUUCACAGAAUCGUGUGACGAAAACAAAAAUGAAGACGAAAAGAAAACUGGUGAAGUUUCAAAAACAGUUGAAACGGAUCUAAGCAUCUCUUCUCCAGCUGUUGUAGAAACAGUCGAACAUACUAUUGAUGCUUAA
Molecule: messenger RNA, 759 nt
Organism: Auanema sp. JU1783
Lineage: Eukaryota; Metazoa; Nematoda; Chromadorea; Rhabditida; Rhabditidae
Source: the annotation of a GenBank genome assembly